This is a messenger RNA of Onychomys torridus (southern grasshopper mouse), 1155 nucleotides long. It is a transcript of the gene Xkr9, whose product is annotated as XK related 9. Bases 1 to 1122 code for a protein of 373 amino acids. Gene Ontology annotation, cellular component: plasma membrane. NCBI's taxonomy places the organism in Eukaryota, Metazoa, Chordata, Mammalia, Rodentia, Cricetidae. Gene Ontology annotation, biological process: apoptotic process involved in development; engulfment of apoptotic cell; phosphatidylserine exposure on apoptotic cell surface. The record is from RefSeq and is a predicted model, not a curated record. The transcript has 3 exons.
AUGAAAUACACCAAAUGCAACUUUGCGAUGUCGGUCUUUGGCAUUAUGAUCUAUUUAACUGACUUGGUUGCAGACAUCCUCCUGUCUGUUAGGUAUUUCCAUGAUGGACAAUAUGUAUUUGGUGUUUUAACAUUAAGCUUUGUGCUUUGUGGAACACUCAUAGUCCAGUGUUUUAGCUACUCAUGGCUGAAGGAUGAUUUAAAGAAAGUAGGACAAGAAAGCGAGCAUUAUUUUCUUCUACUUCAUUGCUUGCAAGGAGGAGUUUUUACAAGGUAUUGGUUUGCCUUGAGAAAGGGUUACCAUGUGGUUUUCAAACACAGCAGCAGAACAAGGAGUUUUAUGGAGGGACAAACGGAUCCUCACAAAGAGGCUAUAGACGCAGCCACCGAUUUGAGCAUGCUCAGGCUGUUUGAGACCUACCUGGAAGGCUGCCCACAGCUCAUUCUUCAGCUCUACGCCUUUCUGGAGCGUGGCCAGGCAAACUUAAGUCAGUAUGCAGUCAUCAUGAUUUCCUGCUGUGCUAUUUCUUGGUCAACAGUUGAUUAUCAAGUAGCUUUAAGGAAAUCAUUGCCUGAUAAAAAUCUGCUCAGUGGACUCUGCCCCAAACUCACAUAUCUCUUUUAUAAGUUGUUUACCUUGUUAUCAUGGGCGCUGAGUGUUGUACUACUGCUGUUCAUGGACGUGAAGGUGGCUUUGUUUCUGUUGUUAUUUCUUUGGAUCAUAGGUUUCGUUUGGGCAUUUAUACAGCAAACACAGUUUUGUAAUUCUCUAAGUAUGGAAUUCUUAUAUAGGAUUGUUGUUGGGUUCAUCCUUGUGUUUACAUUUUUUAAUAUCAAGGGACAGAAUACCAAAUGUCCAAUGUCUUGCUAUUAUAUUGUAAGGGUGCUAGGCACCCUGGGAAUCCUGACUGUGUUCUGGGCUUUCCCUCUCUCUAUUUUUAAUUCCGACUAUUUUAUUCCUAUCAGUGCCACCGUAAUUCUUGCUCUUCUCCUUGGGAUUAUUUUUCUUACUGUUUAUUAUGGAACUUUUCACCCAAACAGAAAUGCAGAAACACAGUACGAUGAAACUGAUAGAAACUCAGCACAGAGGGAUUGUAGAAUAAGAUAUUUUCUAAUGGACUAAGUUACGAACUUAUGAGAAAUGUUUUAUUUUUGU